This is a messenger RNA of Betta splendens (Siamese fighting fish), 7068 nucleotides long. RefSeq names its product golgin A4 (gene golga4). Gene Ontology annotation, molecular function: small GTPase binding. Gene Ontology annotation, biological process: Golgi vesicle transport. Bases 141 to 6470 code for a protein of 2109 amino acids. NCBI's taxonomy places the organism in Eukaryota, Metazoa, Chordata, Actinopteri, Anabantiformes, Osphronemidae. The record is from RefSeq and is a predicted model, not a curated record. The transcript is spliced from 25 exons. Gene Ontology annotation, cellular component: Golgi apparatus.
CAUGCGCAGAGGCCCAUCACCUGCUGGGAAUCAGAAACGAACAAGGAAGUCUGGGACACUAAGGGCUUGAAUGUUAGGCUGAAACAAAAUACAUUUAUCCGGCUCCUGUUUAUCAGAAGUUAGCUACAUCGUUUUAAAAUAUGUUUAAAAAACUUAAGCAGAAGAUAAACGAGGAGUCUCCGCAGAGGAAUGCGCAGUCACCUCAGCAGGCCCAGAUGGGCCUCGGUGAACGGCGCAGUAGCCAAACCCCUCAGUUUUCUCACGAUGUCACACCCACUCCCAGUGACAGAGAGGUGCUGGCCGGGAUGAUAGCAGAGCCCGCUUUUCUCUCUGAGUAUACUAUCUUUGCUCUGGACCAUUCAAAACAACCCAAAACGGCCCAGGUAGCCAGUGUGAGUGCAUCUAAAGCUCCAGCAAGGUCUCCCAGAGGUAGCAUUAAUGGUGAUGAAGGCGCUUCUCCUUAUCAGCGAGAGGAGACACAGUCAUUUGCCCAGAAACUGCAAUUAAAGGUUCCCUCAAUGGAGUCAUUGAUUCGCAGUGGUGCCAGUCGGGCAGAAAACCUUUUCCGCUCUCCCUCCAAAGAAAACCUUGUCAGAAGCUCAUCCCGCGACUCUCUAACAACUUUAGGAGAAAAUGAGUCCCCAGGGGCCCCAACAUACGAUCCCCCGUCAGAUAUUGAAAGCGAGGCUGAGGAGCAGCCGGGAAGUGCCGAAUCUCUCUCAAAAGAACAGCUGUUGCACCGUCUGCUUAAAGUGGAGACGAGCCUUGGGAAGUACAGAGGAAAGUACUCAGAGCUGGUUACUGCCUACCGAACAGUGCAUCGAGAUAAAGAAAAAACACAGGCCAUUCUCAGUCAGAGUCAAGAUAAAGCUCUCCGCAGGAUAGGGGAGCUGCGGGAGGAGCUUCAAAUGGACCAGCAGGCCAAGAAACACCUUCAGGAUGAGUUUGAUGCUGCAUUAGAGGAGAAAGACCAAAUGAUCACUGUUCUCCAAACACAAGUUGCUUUGUUGAAGAAACGAGUUAAGGGAGUAACUGACGGUGCACUUCUUUCUGAAGGUGAGGCUCCUCAGUCUGACGAUGCUGUAGAUUCUGCUUCUCUUCCACAAAGUCCUUCUAAAGAACAAAGAGCGGAGCCUGAAAGUGCUGAGGGAGAGGGCAACAGUGACCCAACCAAAGUUAUGGAGGCUCUGCAGAAGAGAGUGAAGAGACAGGAAAAUCUGCUGCAGAAGUGCAAAGACGUGAUGCGUACACACAAGGAGCGGAGCGCCCAGCUGGGCAGCGAGAAUGAAACUCUGCAGGAGCAGCUGCAGGAGAGACUGCAGGAGCUGGAGAAGAUGAAGGAGCUGCAUACAACAGAAAAGACCAAGUUAAUCACUCAGCUCCGUGAUGCCAAGAAUCUCAUUGAACAACUGGAGCAGGACAAGGGAAUGGUUAUUGCAGAGACAAAGCGCCAGAUGCAUGAAACACUGGAAAUAAAAGAAGAAGAGAUUGCACAGCUACGCUCCAGGCUCCAACAGGCCACUGCCCAGAAGGAAGAAUUACAAGAACAGAAAGAAAAGGGUGAAAAAUCAGCAUUUGAAGAACUUGAAAAAGCAUUGGGUGUUGCCCAGAGGGCAGAGGAGGCCAGAAAGCAGAUGCAGGUUCAGCUGGAGGAGCAAGUAAAAGAUGUUGAAAGGGCCAGUGAGGAAGAGAGGAAGACUCUGCAGCAAGAACUAACAAGAGUCAAACAGGAGGUUGUCACGAUCAUGAAGAAGUCGUCAGAGGAAACGGUGGCCAAUUUGGAAAAACUCCACAGUGAAACUUUAGCUGCUAAAGAGGCAGAAAUAACUGACAGAAUCAACAAAGCUGUUGAGCAAUGCAGAGAGGAGUUUGCUCAGUUAACCAAGGACCAAGAACAGCAGUCCUCUCUGGCUCUGGAGGAUGCUGAAUUACAGAAGACUGCUCUGAGGACAGAAGCUGAUAACCAGGUUAAAGAGAUGCGAGUGGACCUGGAAACUGCAAGAACUAGAAUAUUGGAACUGGAGAGCUCUCUGGAGAAGAUCUCACAAGACGGAUCAAGUCUGUCCAGUGAACUUUCCAGUCAGCUGAAUGAACUGAAGGACAAACACAAGGAGCAAAUGUCUGCAUUGGCGGAAAGACACCAGGAGGAGCUGGAAAAGCACAAGAGCAGUCUUACUCAGCAACAUGUUACUGUUGUUGAGGAACUCAAGGAAAAACACAGGGUUGAAUUGGAAAGUGUUCUGAAAGAUAAAGAGCUGCAGCUGCAAACACAUGUUGCUGAAAUGAACCAGAAAACAAUGGAGAAACUAGAUGCAAAGCAGGCAGAGCUGGAGGCAGCUUCCUCUGAACUAGUUGAAGCUUUGAAAAGUAAAGAGCUUUUAGAGGAUAGGUUGGUGGCAGCUGAAGAUGCUCUUGGUUCAUUUCAACAGGAACAUGAGAAGAGGUUCCAAGAUCACUUGGCAAAGCACAAAGCAGAGCUUGAAAGUAUCAAACAAAAGAAUAAGCAGUCAUUUGGAGGUAUGGAGAAAAUGCUUAAGGAGGAGCUUAAUGCACUUAACAUUGUGCUGAAGGAAAAGCAAAAGGAAAUUGAACAGUACAUCCUUAGAGAAAAAACGUUAGAUGAGGAAUCGCAUGUCAAGGUCAGAGAACUGGAGGCGCUGCAGCAGAAUUUAUCACAAUACCAGCUAGAAAACAGCAGGUUAAAGGAGUCUAAUGCACAGUUAACUCGGCUCUCUGAGGAUCUUAAUCAGUCCAAGAAAGAUGUAUCGAAUUUGACGGGUCAGUUGGAAGUAGCAAAUCAUGAUUGUCAACAAAAAGAGAAACUGCUUCAAGAACUGGACAACCGGUUACAAGAAACCAUACAGAAACUCUCAGAGCAGGAGAAAGCAUUUGCUGCAGAACUGAACACAAAGCAGGAAGAAGAAACACGCCUUAAGAAACAGCUGGAUGAUGAAAAAGCUGCCCGUGAGAAGAAGAUAAAAAGCCUAACUGAGAUGGAAGCUAAGCUGAAAACACAAGAAACAAAAAUGGAAAAGUUCAAACAGAAAGCCAAAGAAAUGCAGGAGAAUUUCAAGAAAAAGCUUCAGCAGAAUGAGGAGACCAUGAAGAAAGAGCUUGCAAAGAAGGAGGCUGAGCUACAGCAGAAAGAGCAACAAGUCCAAGAGAAGAUUCUUGAGAUGGCCCAAAAGAGUUCCCAAGGCCUAAGCAGCGCAAUGGCAGAGCUGCAGGUCAACCAUAAGGAGGAAGUAGAGAAGCUGCAUGAAAGCCAUAAACGUGAAAUAGAUGGGAUGGAGUGUCGUUGGAAAGAGAAGUUUGGGCAACAGGAGGAGGAGUUACUGGAGAAACAGUCCCAAGUAUUACAGGAGAAGGCCCAGGAACUAGAGGAAAUAUCUCAGCAACUCAGCCGUAGCAGAGAGGAGAAUGAGCAAGUGCUGUCUGAAAUGAAGUCUUUAAAGGAGGACCUUGCAAUUCGAGAGACCACAGUACAGAAGCUACAAGAAGAGCUUAAUGAAGCAGCAGUGAAGCUGGAAACUUUGUCUCAGGGUGAAGCGUUGCUCAAAGAGCAGCUGGAUUCAGUGGAGAGGAACCUUAGCCAGGCUCUGAAUGAGAGAAACAGCCUCCAAGACAAGCUUAAUACGGCAGAGGAAGAGAGUAGAGAGAUGCUGAAGACUUUGUCACUGCAGUUGGAAGAAAGGGAGAAGCAGCUUAAAGCCCUGGAAAGUUCCAGUUGUAAGGAAAGUGAAGACCUGCAGAGUAAAUUUGAGGAAACUGCCCUUCAGUUACAAGCCAAGGACACAGAGUUUGAGCAGAAAUUGAUAGUGAUCAUCAGCCAAAUGGAGAAUUACUGUAAGGAGGUUCAGUCUAAAGUGGAGUGUGAAUCCGGGGAACUCUGUCAAAGAGUUGAAUGUAGAGUGAAAGAACUGAGGGACAAACUUUCCUACAGUGAGAAAAAGGUAGAACAGCUCAAAGAUAUUUUUCUUUCUAAAGCAGACCAUAUUUGCACUUUAGAGAACAAUCUCCACCUGCAAAAGGAGGAGAACAACCAUCUAUGCAUUUCACUAGAACAGAUGAAAGCUCAGGUAAAUGCUCAUGUGGAGCAUAUCAAAGCCUUAACACAUGAGGAGAAGGAUCAUUCUCAGUCCAUCAGAGACAAAGUUCAACGAAUUCAGGAGCUGAGUGAUGCAAACAGAGUCAUAUCAGAAAGUAUAAAAGCAAAUGAGUCACAUAUCAGCCACCUGGAAAGCACCGUCAGUGACUUGAAAAAUCAGCUAGCAAGUAGCAUAAAAGAGAAGGAGGAAGCCAUAAAUCAGCUGAAGCAGCACUAUGAGGAGGAGACACAGGCUCGUGCUGAAAUGGAGGAGCGAGUUAGGACAUUAGAGCGGGAGAGGAUGUCUACAUCAGAGCAGGCAGAUGCUCUCAGGAGCAGCCUGUCCGAGUAUGAAGCACAGGUCGCACAGAAUGACAACACGAUCACGUCUCUCCAGACCAGGCUCGAGGAGCUGGAGCGAGAGAUCUCAGAAAAGAAUGAAGCUCUGCAGAGGCUGGCGACUAGUAUUGACAAUCAAUCCAUCAGCAAGUCUGAGAUGGACCAAGUGUUGAGUGAGAAAGAGCAGAAGGUCAGUGGACUCACCUCAGAGCUGGAGAGUUGCGGCCUUCGACUUAGUGAGCUUCAGGAGCAGUUGGCCUUAAAGACAAACGAGUGUGAGCAGCUCACAGCUGAUCUCAAGCAGCAGCAUAUCAUCAAGGAGAUUGAGAAGAAAGAGCUCGUCGAGCAGCUGCAGCAGAGCCAGGUGCACUGCACACAGAGCGCUAACGUGGAGCGAGACAUGGUGGAAAAACUGCGCUCCCUCGAGCAAGACCACCAGAAGUGUAAGCAUGAGCUCGAAACUCAAAGGGAGGAUUUCGAAAGAAUGAAAGAUGAGCUUAUCAAGAGCAAGGAGGAGAGUCUGAAGGCGAGUGAGGAGAGGUUUUCUGCGGAGAGCGCUCGGAAAGUGUCGGAGCUGAAGAAGAAAGCUGAGCAGAAAAUCAGCCAGAUUAAAAAACAGCUAACAUCACAGCUUGAGGAAAGAGAGGUGACCAUCAAGGCUCUUCAGACAAGCUUGGAGGAAACACAGAGCAAUGAAACAUCAGGCAAAAAGCACAUAGAAACAUUAGAAGAAAAAGCAAAAACACUUGAAGAAACUCUGGUCAAGCUCAAAGAAGAGCAGGAGAAACAACUUGAGCAGAUACUGAGCAACGAGAAGCUGGACAAAGAGAAGUCUUUGGAGGAACUGAAAAACAUGUACGAAGAGAAGCAGUUAUGUUUUCAGAGAGAGGCAGCGCAGCAGUCAGAGCUCAAAGAAGCCGAGUCACUAGCAAAUAAAAUAAAGGAGAGUCUAAGAGAAGCAGAACAGGAGAAAGAGAAGCUUCUUGCAGAAAUAAGUUGUCUAAAGGAAGAAAUAAAAGAAAAGGACGCCCAGCUCAGUCAACAUGUGGCGGUUCUGGAGCAGGUCCAAAAUCAGACUGAGGUGAUGGUGGAACGUAGCAGCGUGCAGGAAAGUAAAAACAUGAUGGAAAACCAUGCGCCAGUGCAAGAGCUGGACGACGAUCCUCUGGAGUCGCUCAAGAGCAAACUGAGUCAAACGAAGAACGAGAAGGAGAAGAUCCAGAAAGACUUCACGCGGCUACAGAAGGACAUGCGCUCCCUGAGGAAGGAGCACGAACAGGACCUGGACUACACCAAGAAGCAGUUGCUAGAGGAGUAUGAGCAAAAGCUGAAAUUGGAGUUGGAAGAUGUGGAAAUGAAGCACAAUUCUGCAAUCAAACAGUUAAUGAGGGAGGUCAACACACAAAUGGCCCUGAAAGAGAAGGAGCUUGACACUGCAGUGAAGGAGACCAUUGCAAAAGCCCAGUGUGUUGAAGAGGAGCUCAUCAGCAGCCAUCGUGAUGAGACCAGUGAGCUGAAGAAGGCGAUUGCCCAGAAGGAGGAAGACCUGCAAAGGACCGUUCAGAAAUAUGAACAGGUUAUAGAGAGUCGAGAGGAGGAGAUGGGAGACAGAGUGUGGCAGGUUCAGAAGGAACUGGAGGAGCUUCAAGCGAGGACCCACGGCGUGUCUGAGGCACAGAUGAGUACAGAAGAACUACAGGCUCAACUUGCUGAGAAGACGACCUUGCUAAGCUCUGCUCGGCUCAAGGAGCAGGAGUUUGUGGAGCGGAUUCACUCACUUGAGGACAAGAUUAAAUUUUUUCAGCGGGGCACUGUUGUAACUCAUCUUGGGAGCACUUUUAAAGAUUCUGGAUUCAACAGCAGCGAUGCUCUCUCAGAAGCUACGGAGACGGAGUACCUGAGGAAGGUGCUAUUUGAAUACAUGAUGGGACGGGAAACAAAAACAAUGGCCAAAGUGAUUACUUCCAUGCUCAAGUUUCCUCCAGACCAAGUUCAGAAGGUUUUGGACAAAGAGGAUUCAAAAGCAAUUACUUGGUUACGAUGAGAAUCUGAAUACAGUUGGAAAACCCGGAUGGAAAUCUGCUGCUGAAGGAGAAGACAUGUAUUUUAUCAAGUCCUUCUCUCUGCGUUUUGUGUCAUUUUAAGUGUAUAAAUGCGUGCGUGUGUUUAUGGAUGUGUGCACACACUUGGGGCAUAAGAGUGGUGUGUGCGGUGCCGAAUGUGUGCUAUAUAAACACAAAUCUUCCAUAAAUACAGUUUUAAUUUGAAAUUCCUUUUGUUUUAUAUCUUUUAGUUUUAUUUUUAGGUUGUGUUUAUACAGAUUGGCUUGUGCAAUAAAUGAUAUCAUUAUCACAUACUGACUUAAACGGUCACUUGAUUUAGGUUUAGGUGUUAUGUUGUUGUUGUUGUUGUCUGAAUCACUUCCUAUGUAAAACUGUUAAUGACCCUUUAACUGUGCAGUCACACCACAUUAAGGUAAUGGCCUCUGCGCCUUGUUUAACACUGCUUUUCUAUGCUUUAUAUUUUGUUACUGACAUAGAAAACCCCAAAACACAAGACUGUAAAUUGUACUAUUCUAAUUAAAACUCUACCAUAAGGGAAUAUAUGACUUUUCAGAUUAAAAUUAAAUCAUAUUUGCAGAA